This is a messenger RNA of Cuscuta campestris, 3339 nucleotides long. The record is from the annotation of a GenBank genome assembly. Lineage: Eukaryota; Viridiplantae; Streptophyta; Magnoliopsida; Solanales; Convolvulaceae.
CAUGCCUCAUCCCCGAUCAAACCGAUGAUCAGGAAUACAUUUUCCAUUUCCGGCUGGUCGGCCUUUCUACACUCCUUUCCCGAUGGCGUCGACUGUGGCCGACAGAAUCGAACUGGCGAAGCUGUGCAGCGCUAAGGAUUGGUCAAAGGCAAUUCGAGUUCUCGAUUCUCUUCUUUCCAGUAGCCACCGCAUCCAAGACAUCUGCAAUAGAGCCUUUUGCUAUAGUCAACUGGAGCUUCACAAGCAUGUUAUCAAGGAUUGUGAUAAGGCCAUUCAGCUGGAUUCUUCCGUACUACAACCUUACACGCUCAAAGGCCGUGCUUUAUCUGCGAUGGGUAAGAGAGUGGAGGCUAUAUUGGUUUGGGAGCAAGGAUAUGAACGUGCUGUUCAACAGUGUGCUGACUUGAAACAGCUAUUGGAGAUAGAGGAGCUUUUGACUAUUGCUAAAAGAAGUAAUUCCAUUUUAGGCGAUGAUGGUUUCACACAGCUGUCUGGAUCUGGCUCUGGGAUUCUCCUUUCUAACAAUAUUGUUGAUUCUUGUAAGAACCAUAGGUUAACUGAUCAUCUGGAACCAUUCCGAAAGGAAAUGGAGACAUAUACAACAUUGAAAGAUAGUAGCAAUGACUGUUUUCAAUCAAAUAAGAGUCAUAAUAAGGCAAGAGAAUAUAGCACGUCCAAUAUCCUACCAAAUGGAGGUCUCCACAAAAAAGAAAAUGGAACCUGUGAUAUUCAUGUCAAGUUGGGUUCUCAUUCUGCAGUAUGCGGUGACUUAAAUCAUACAUGUGAAGAAUGCAGUGGAUCAUCAUUAGAAACUAAUGAAUCAAGUGACUCAUCAGAGGCUAUUGAACUAUCAGAGAUUUUGUGCCAUUUGAAUGAUAAAUGUGGCGUUCGUAUUAAAAUAGGUGAUGACAAUAAGAGAGGUAAAAAAUCCUGUGUCAGCAAGACUUUGAAGACAAAAUCAGUAACUUUGGAUUUACGAUUAUCAAGUGCGAUAGCUCAGGUUAAUGAAGGAAGAUUUGCAGAUGCUAUAUCCAUCUUUGAUCAGAUUCUGGAAGAGCAUCCAACAUACCCUGAGGCAUUAAUAGGAAGGGGCACAUCAUAUGCAUUUAAGAGAGAACUUGAUGCAGCUAUUUCUGAUUUUACAAUGGCCAUAGACUCAAAUCCAUCGGCCGCUGAAGCAUGGAAACGCAGAGGACAGGCCCGUGCUGCACUUGGGGAAUCUGCUGAGGCAGUUGCAGAUUUGACUAAAGCUUUGGAACUCGAGCCAAACUCAGCUGAUAUAUUACAUGAAAAGGGAAUGGUGUACUUUAAGUUCAAAGAUUUCAAAGCUGCUGCUGAAGACCUUUCCUCCUGUGUCAAGCUUGAUAAGGGUAACAAAUCUGCACACACUUAUUUGGGCUUAGCAUUAGCUUCAAUUGGUGAAUAUAAAAAGGCGGAGGACGCACACAUGGAGGCAAUUCACAUAGACCCUAACUUUUUGGAGGCUUGGGUUCAUUUAGCUCAGCUUUAUCAAGAUUUAGCGAAUGCUGCGAAGGCUUUGGAAUGCCUUCAUCGACUUCUGCAAGUUAAUGGGGGGUUUUCUAAAGGAUAUCAUAUGCGUGGGCUGCUUCUCCAUGACAUCGGAGACCACAGGCAGGCUAUUGAGGAUCUAUCUCUGGGGCUAACUCUUGAUAGUGUAAAUGUUGAGUUCUUGUAUUUGCGAGGUUCUUGCUAUCAUGCCAUUGGGGAAUAUAAAGAUGCAGUGAAAGAUUAUGAUGCUGCUUUAGAUCUGGAAUUAGAUUCAAGGGAAAAAUUUGUACUUCAGUGCCUGGCCUUCUAUCAGAAAGAAAUUGCACUGUAUACAGCUUCAAAGCUCGACAGUGAGUUUUGUUGGUUUGAUAUUGAUGGAGAUAUUGAUCCCCUAUUUAAGGAAUACUGGUGCAAAAGAUUCCACCCGAAAGUUGUGUGCGAAAAAGUUUAUAGGCAACCGUCCUUGAGGAAUUCCUUGAAGAAGGGGAAACUAAAAACACUACAUGUUUCCCCUACAAAGCAAACACAUGCACUUCUGCAGGCAGCAGAUUCCAUUGGUAGGAGGAUACAAUAUCAUUGUCCGGGCUUCUUGUCCAAUAGGCGUCAGCAUCGCAUGGCUGGCUUGGCUGCAAUUGAGAUUGCACAAAAAAUAUCAAGAGUUUGGCGUGCUAUGCAUGUAGAAUUGAAACAUUUGAGUAAAGGAGCAUCUAAAAGUGGCAAGAGGUCCCAGAGAAAGGGAAGGAUAUUUCAUCUUAGUCAAAACAGAGGUGGUGCUGGUUGUAGCACUAGCAGUUUCUCAGAAACAUCUACUUCAUAUGGAUCAGUUGAUGACAGACCAGCUGGACGGCAUGUGAUGUCGUGGCAUGAUUUGUAUUCUUUAGCUGUUAAAUGGAGACAAAUAUCUGAACCUUGUGAUCCAGUUGUUUGGAUAAACAAGUUAAGUGAGAAAUUCAAUUCUGGAUUUGGGUCUCACACUCCCCUCAUUCUCGGGCAAGCUAAGGUGGUCCGUUACUAUCCACAUUUUGAGAGAACACUGAAUGCUGCCAAAGCAGUAAUUGAGGAGAAUAAGUAUGUAUUUGACAAGAAUAGCAACAUUCUUGAUCUUUCUGAGCAUAGGAAGUUAGAGGAGAUUAGGAGUGCUGUAUCAUGCUAUGAUCUUUACAGAGCUAUUGGUGAGGACUUCUGGUUGGCCACCAGGUGCUACAGCAUGGCCUUUGAGGGAAGACACCUUGAAGGGACAAGAAUCGCACUAGUAAAAUCGGGUAAAAUUGGAUAUGAUUUCUCAAUAAGUACGCCAUGCACACCUGCGAGGUGGGAUGCAUUUGACAUGGAAAUGACAUCAGCAUGGGAGGCACUCUGUGACGCUUACACUGGGGAGGCAUAUGGCUCAAGAGACUUUGAUGUGCUAGAAAAUGUCAGAGAUGCAAUAUUGAGAAUUACAUUCUACUGGUAUAAUUUCAUGCCACUUUCAGGAGGAUCUGCAGUGGUUGGGCUUGUGGUCCUGCUCGGGCUUCUCCUCGCAGCCAACAUGGAGUUCACUGGGAGCAUCCCGGAAGGCAUCCAAUUAGACUGGGAAGCCAUCCUGGAGCCCGACCCGGUUGCAUUUGUAACCUCUGUGAAGAGAUGGCUGUACUCAUCCCUCAAGGUGACCACAUCCUGGAAAGGCUAUGCUGACGUGUCUUCGACCUUUGACACGACCGGAUCCGUGGUUGCUGCUCUCAGUUCCUUCUCAGACUUGGCUCAGUAAUAGCUUUGAGCCCUUUCUUUUCUUUUCUUUUUUAAAUCGGUCAAAGCAUACGAACACACACAUAAUAGAGUGGUAGUUGGGGG